Messenger RNA from Durusdinium trenchii, 2757 nucleotides. Lineage: Eukaryota; Dinophyceae; Suessiales; Symbiodiniaceae. The record is from the annotation of a GenBank genome assembly.
AUGAGAGCUGCUCGAUCAGGGGUGCUUGUGUGCGCGGGCCUGGCAUGUCUGCUAGGCCACGCUUUCCUUCCUGGUCUGACAUCAAACUGUAGCAGAGUUGCGCGAAGAGCAACUGAAAAGCGUGAGAUCACCAAGGUUGAGAUUUGCAUACACAGAGACUGCAAGCGCAGGGGUGGAGGGGCAAAGCUCAAGAAGGUCUUUGAGGAUUUGGCUGAAGGGACCAACAUUGAGGUUGGUGAGUACGACUGCUUUGACGAAUGCCCUUUUGGCCCGAAUGUGAGGACGCUGAGCGGACCUGAUGACGACUUCGGCCGCGUGCUGAACAAAGUAAAAGGCAAGAAGAUGGUUGCAGAGAUCCUUGGGGUGGAGUUGUUUUGGCCAACCAACUUCAUUGAUCCAAGCCGCGAUAAGACUUGCAUUUUUCAUGCGUUUGAGGUCCAAAAGUAUCAUGUAGGCAUUGACUCAGACAUAUUUGAUGAGCGCUUGCUGCACCUCUUAGAGAUUGGCCGGGACUGCGUCGACAUAGAGUUGGUGCGAUGGGCUCUGCGUUUGCAGCCCGAUGUUGAUUUGCAUGCCCUCUUACAAAGCCGAAAGCACGUCUGCGGUGGCAGCAAUGCAAAGACUGGCCUUGUGCGUCCUUUGGGGGUUCCCUCCGUUCGCCCACGGUCCCCUUUGAGAGAUCAUGUGGACUUGCUGGCGCUGAGUAGAUUGAUAGCCGAUCUACUUGACAUUUACAUUGCCAAUGGAAACAAGCAUGUUUCAUACUGGCAGUUGCACGACCAACUUGCCUGGGAUGGCGAUGACUAUCGAUGCCUUCGUGAGCAUUUCACUCUUCCAAGACUUCUAGCGUGCUUCUCCUUGUUUGACCACAACUUUGGAGGGCAGCAGUGCGCGCUCAGCAAGAGGAACUAUGCAGUAUGGGGCGCUGAACGAGUUGUGAAGGGGACUCUGCAGAAGUGGCAGAACGACAUUGCUGAGCCGCUGGCUCCCAUGGAGUUCCAGGAUCCAUCUGUCAGAGGGCCUCUGCAAGAAGGACGCUUUCUAAGUUUUGUGGACGUGAUACGACAGCUACGCUGGACAGCAGAGUUUGCGCCGCAUGUGGGGGAGAUGUUAGAAUGGGCUUGGCAGACACCAGGUUUGGAGCUUGGCAUCCGACUCUCAUCCGCCAGUUUUGCCUGCAGAGACGUGCGAUGGGAGGACAAAGACAGGAGUGAAAAAGGCGCAUUGCAUGCAUUGGCGGAUCACUUGGAGACCAAGCCAGGCUUGUCUGAGCACAUUGCAGCUUUGCGCAGUAGUGUCCAUUGGCGAGAUUAUGGCUUGGGGCCUUUGGAGAAGUUUGUGCGGAAGUACACCGCAUGGUUCCAGGUCUCAGGGGACCGAAUUACGUUGUGCCACAAGAGUUGGAAGGGCGAUUCCAACCACACCGAAGCACACGCGGCUGGUCUGCCAUUGCCAAAGAAGGGAACAAACGAGGACAGUGACAUUGAUGACAGCUCUGACAUGGAGGGUGAAGAGCCUGAAGUCUCAUGUGCCUCGGAGAAAUGGCCAUCCUACCAGCGCCCCCCUCGGCCUUUUACUGCGGUCGAAGGCCACUGCUAUCAUGAGAUUUGUCAGAAACAAGCUCUCCUGGCACCUGGGCCAGAGCUUGGACUUCCAAAUGAUAUUGUGCUGCCUCACCUCCGCGGCGAUGCAAUGCUGUUCAAAGAGAUCGGUGAGCAGAUGGAACGCUUCAUGGAGCGGUGGGGUCCCCGUACUCAGGACCUGGAGCAAAGAUGGUGUGUCUUUUCCGAUAUCCAGCGAGCACUUGCGCUGAACCUUCGGUUGACGUGGCCGAAGCUGGAAGUGUCAUUAUUCGGUACAUCUGCCAGUGGGCUUGCCCGCAGAGAUUCCGAUCUGGAUUUGCUAUUGGACUUGGAUGGUGCAGGAAACCGGGAGCUACCUCGUUCCAAUGUCCCCAGCAUCCUCUCCCAGUGUGAGGAGGCUUUGGGUCGAGCAGGUGCUGAGGAGCUCCAGGGCAUUCCGAACGCAAGGAUACCGAUUGUGAGGGGCAAGAUUCAUGGGAUUCGAUUCGACUUGUCCUUGGGCACAACGUGUGGACUGUGGAACACUGCCUUCUUGCGGGAAUGCCUGAAGGAUGAUCCAGGAAGAGUGAUGGCUUUGUGCAGUUGCGUAUCAUCCUGGAGCAAAAUGCGCGGUGUCAAUGAUUCGCCCAAUGGCUUGCUGAGCACCUACUCUGUAUUGCUCAUGGUGAUAUUUUAUCUGCAAAUACGGGGACAUUUGCCAAGACCUCCGGCAGAUUUCAGCAAGUUGAAAUUGGACGACGCACCAUACGCGCCUCCAGUUUCAAGUCUGUCUCACGAAGAGCUUGGACGUACAUUGGUCGACUUCUUUACUUUUAUAUGCAGCUUCAGGUGGGACUGUUGGAUUGCAUCUGUGCGAUGUGCCACGGCAUUGCCACGCAGCAGCAAGGGCCGUGCUUGGCGAGUGGCGCCACUGUGUGUGGAGGACCCCUUCGAAACACAUCUGAAUACUUGCAGGCGUGUGAAUCCAAGAGCUCGGCGACAGAUCUUGGGCGCAUUUCAAGCAGCCUUGAGGAGUCUCUUGCAAGGUGAAGGCUUGCAAGCGAUUCUGGGACCAAUGGCCUUGGAAUCGUCAGCAGCGGAGAUUUCAACUUUCGAUGAGCUCAGAACAGCGGUGGCGCGCAACAUUGGCAAAAAUGCGCCCUGCUGCAGAUCCAGGUCACAUAUGAUUACAUGA